Molecule: messenger RNA, 1722 nt
Organism: Brachypodium distachyon (stiff brome)
Lineage: Eukaryota; Viridiplantae; Streptophyta; Magnoliopsida; Poales; Poaceae
Product: probable homogentisate phytyltransferase 2, chloroplastic
Exons: 11
Coding region: 106-1266 (386 amino acids)
Cellular component (GO): membrane
Molecular function (GO): prenyltransferase activity
Source: RefSeq, a predicted model, not a curated record
GUCUCCCAUCACUCGCUGUCUGCACCUAGCCUCUCAUCAAUCACCAAUGGCGAUGGGUGGCUGAGAGGAAGAAGGGAAAAAAAAAAAGCAGGCGGAGAGCUCCCCAUGGCUUCCCUCGCCUCCCCUCCUCUCCCCACCCACGCGCCCACCACAGCCGCUCGCUUCCUCCCCGCCCCGGCUAGCCGCCACGGCGUGCGCCUUCCUCGCCUCCUCAGCCAGUCUCCGCCGUCCGUGUCGCCUCUCUUCUCCUCUGUUUCCGCCCGCUUCCCCGCUUCCCCACGCGCUGCCCGCGAGCGCCGGCGCGACUCCGUACGGGCAUGCUCUCAAGCCGGUGCUGCUGGACCAGCUCCAUUGUCAAAGACACUAUCAGACCUCAAAGAUUCCUGCUGGAGAUUUUUGAGGCCACACACAAUUCGAGGAACUGCUCUGGGAUCCACAGCUUUGGUUGCUAGAGCCUUGAUAGAGAAUCCCCAAUUGAUAGACUGGCGCUUGGUAUUCAAAGCAUUCUAUGGGCUUGUGGCAUUGAUCUGCGGCAAUGGUUACAUUGUUGGGAUUAAUCAGAUCUAUGACAUUGGAAUCGACAAGGUAAACAAGCCAUACUUACCUAUUGCUGCCGGUGAUCUCUCAGUUCAGUCAGCAUGGUUAUUGGUCGUAUCAUUUGCAGUGGUGGGCUUUUCAAUUGUUGUUUCAAACUUUGGACCUUUCAUUAGCUCUCUUUACUGCCUUGGUCUAUUUCUUGGCACUAUAUAUUCUGUUCCUCCAUUCAGACUGAAGAGAUAUCCGGUUGCUGCUUUUCUUAUCAUUGCGACGGUUCGUGGUUUCCUUCUGAACUUUGGCGUGUACUAUGCUACUAGAGCUGCAUUAGGUCUUACUUUCCAAUGGAGCUCGCCUGUUGCUUUUAUUACAUGCUUUGUGACUUUGUUUGCUUUGGUAAUUGCUAUAACCAAAGAUCUUCCGGAUGUUGAAGGAGAUCGCAAGUUCAAAAUAUCAACUUUGGCGACAAAGCUUGGUGUUAGAAACAUUGCCUUCCUUGGCUCUGGUUUAUUGCUGGCAAACUAUGUUGCUGCUAUUGUUGUACCUUUUCUCAUACCUCAGGCUUUCAGGAGCAUUGUAAUGGUACCUUUUCAUGCUGCUCUUGCAGUUGCUUUAAUUUUCCAGACAUGGGUUCUGGAGCAAGCAAAGUACAGUAAGGAUGCUAUUUCGCAGUACUACCGGUUCAUCUGGAAUCUUUUCUAUGCUGAAUAUAUAUUCUUUCCCUUGAUAUAGAGAGGUAACUUUUCUGAUAUGGCGUCUAACCUGGGCUACAUGAUGGGAGCAUACCAAAAUGAGAGUCUGUUGGCACAACAAAGGACAAUUUUUUUUUGUGCCUGUAAAACGGGAGCUUUUGUACAUAUUUUGACUGGUAGGGGAACAGAGCAGUGAUACUAUGAGGGCCUUGAAGAUAUUAUAGAAGUUUCCAUUAGAGUUUGGCAUUGAGUACUUGCUGUUACUAGACCAACUCAAAAUCACAUUGGUGGCUGAAAUUUAAUUGGUGAGCGUUUGACGUCGAUGCAAGUUUAAGCUCCUGUCUGUCCACAAACAACUGUUCUGCGAACUGGCAAGGUUUUCCACCAGCCGGAGGCUACGAGAGCUACUUUCACUUGGUUUCUUAAAAAUGCAUUCUUCUCAAAACACAUGGACCAGAUACUACUACUCUACUACUACUAGUAUUUGUAUCAUCAA